UGGAGAAGAGGAGAAAAUAGAAGGGAAAACCGGCAAACGUCAGCCCCGCUUUGGCGCCAGCUGAUAUCCGUCAAAGUUUCAGCAAUUAAACAUCAAACUCAUUUCCCGCCAAACUUCACUCGCGCCAACUCCCCAAAGAUACAUAAAGGAAAAGAAGAUGAUGAAGAAGAAAACCCCUUAUUCUCCGCCAAACAUCCUUCCUCCGCAGCUCCGCCGUCUGCUGCUUUUAACGAUUCUUCAAUCCAAUUUACGGUCUUAGGGUUUCGAUGGAGAUCUCAAAGCCCCAAUCGUUCUUCCAAGACAUCAGAUCUAGAGAGCUUCACGGAUUCAGAGCUCGGAAGCGGCCGUACACCAAUGGCUUGGCAUCAGAUUUCUACGAAAUUGGCGCCAUCGCUGCAGAGCACAACGGCCCUCCGAUGGCGAUUUCGUUCGGCAAGACUUGGAAAAGCUCGCACAUAGUCGCCAUGUCCGACGAGGAUGGGUACUUGAGCCUGUUCGAUACACGUCGCAAGUUCUCCGCAUCUGCAUCUCACCAAGAAAACGCAGAUAAAACUAGGGUUUGCGAUUGGGUUGCGCAUCAAAACACUGUGUUUGAUAUCUGUUGGAUUAAGGAUGACACUCAAAUUAUGACAGCUUCUGGUGAUCAGACUAUCAAGGUAUGGGAUAUUCAGGAAAAGAAAUGUACUGCAUUACUGAUGGGGCACACAGGAAGUGUGAAAUCUCUUUGUCCUCAUCCAACUAAUCCCGAGAUUAUUGUCUCUGGUUCGAGAGAUGGCUCCUUUGCUCUUUGGGAUAUGAGAUGUAAUUCAAGCUCCACAAAUAUGCAGGGGGAGCUUUCUAUACGCUCAACUGCCGUGGUUACAGGGGCUCACAUUUUUCCACGGGCAAAACGUGUAAGGCGCGGAAAGGCUGUUUCCAUGAGCAUCACGUCAGUUCUUUAUCUUAAAGAUGAGGUCUCCAUUGCUACUGCCGGAGCUGUGGACAGCAUUGUCAAGUUUUGGGAUACCAGAAGUUUGAAAAAUGUUGUCACACAGACGUGCCCUCAACCAGAGUCAACUGAGAAGGAAAGACGAUUACACGGUAUAACUAGCUUAUCCCAAGAUCUAAACGGAGUGUUUCUUUCAGCUUCAUGCAUGGAUAACAGCAUAUAUUUGUAUAAUGUACUUCAGCUACAAAAGGGUGCUAUGCAAACGUUCACUGGAUGCCGGAUUGAAACUUUUUUUGUUAAGUCAGUUAUUAGUCCUGAUGCUGCUCAAAUACUCAGUGGCUCUAGCGAUGGAAAUGCCUAUAUUUGGCAGGUAAACAAGCCUCAGGAAGACCCCAUUAUAUUGAAAGGCCACGACAGGGAAGUUACUGCAGUGGAUUGGUCCCAGUUUGAGGUCGGAAAGAUGGCAACUUCGUCAGAUGAUUUUACGGUUCGCAUUUGGAACUCUCAGAAUAGUGACUCCCCAAGCACAAGCUCUCCAUCUACCAUUCGAAGGAGAGUCAUGGCAAUCCCAAGUGCAGAGUGUAGAAAGCUUCUGAUGAAUGAAUCAACAAUGCAUACCUCAAAGGAUUCCGGAAAUCUGUGUCCAUCAGAUGAAGGAUUAGACAAAACUAACUCACUCAAUCCGAUUAGUAUGCAUAAAAUGAGUACUCCCCCGUCUCAAAAGAAACAAUCUACGUCGGAUCCUGACUUUAGCAAAACCUUGGAGAAGACCCCCGAAGCUGCAUUGGACAGCCCGUCUUCUGUUCUGCACCCUCCCUCCUCUCUAAAAAGGAAAACAAUUCGUGAUUACUUUGGAGUACCUCCCUUAAACUUGUAGGUCUUGGGUUUAUUGUACAAAGUGCUGACAUUGCCUCUGAGUCUACUGCUUCAGAACUGGAUCGAUCAACCCCAUUUCAGAUAAUUUCUACCGUUUCUAUAUUGUAUGUAAAGCGUAUACAGAAGGAUCUUUUUGAUGAAAAUCGCUCUGGUCGCAUUGUAUUUUUGUGCCACAAGCAACUGGGCGUGAUUCAGAAUACAGUUUUAGACGCUUACUGAGCAAAUCUGAUGAGUUCUUUUUCAUUACAA
This is a messenger RNA of Pyrus x bretschneideri (Chinese white pear), 2053 nucleotides long. RefSeq names its product denticleless protein homolog. Gene Ontology annotation, biological process: proteasome-mediated ubiquitin-dependent protein catabolic process. Gene Ontology annotation, cellular component: nucleus. NCBI's taxonomy places the organism in Eukaryota, Viridiplantae, Streptophyta, Magnoliopsida, Rosales, Rosaceae. Bases 267 to 1805 code for a protein of 512 amino acids. The transcript is spliced from 17 exons. Gene Ontology annotation, molecular function: protein binding; protein-macromolecule adaptor activity. The record is from RefSeq and is a predicted model, not a curated record.